ACAUGUGAGUAUAGAGGCGAAUUGUUAAUUUUGUGGAUGCUAGAGCUAUUAUCUUCAUUAUACUUUUACAUUGCAGAUACGAUCAUUUAGUGGCUGAGUUCAAAACCUAAGUUCUUUGAGGUAUACGUAGCUGUAUUUUUCUAUACAUUGUAGAAAGUGUUGACCACCGGCUGGUCUGACGUUGCAUGUUCUUGAGAUGUGUUUCCCGCCAUGUUGACUUUCUAUUUCUGAACAGAAGUUAAGUUUUCCUUAAAUUUGUAACAUUUUAACUCGUUUCUCUCUCACCAAACUGUGGAUACAUUAGGAAGACCUUUAUUUCAAACUACGUUCUUCCAAAAUGGCUGACAUUGAGGAUACUCACUUUGAGACCGGAGACUCUGGUGCUUCCGACACCUACCCCAUGCAAUGUUCUGCUCUUCGUAAGAACGGUUUCGUUAUGCUCAAGUCCCGCCCAUGCAAAAUUGUGGAAAUGUCUACCUCUAAGACCGGCAAGCAUGGACAUGCCAAAGUUCACCUUGUUGGAAUAGAUAUCUUCUCUGCCAAGAAGUAUGAAGAUAUUUGCCCUUCAACUCAUAAUAUGGAUGUGCCUUUUGUUAAACGUGAAGAUUAUCAGUUGACCGAUAUUUCAGACGACGGGUACUUGUGCUUGAUGGCAGACAAUGGUGAUCUCCGCGAAGAUUUAAAAAUACCAGAAGGUGAAUUGGGACAGCAAUUACGUGCAGAUUACGAUGCUGGGAAAGAAUUACUGUGUACCGUUUUGAAGUCAUGUGGUGAAGAAUGUGUGAUUGCCAUCAAAACCAAUACAGCUCUAGACAAAUAAGCCAUCCUGGUGUGAAUAUUUUCUUCCGCAAGCGUCAACCUACAGUUUCCCAAGAUAAAGAUAAAUGCAAUAUGUGUGAAGUUAUACCAUCGAGGCAUUUCUUACGUGGGAAAUGUGUGUGUUGUCUGUCUAUCACUUGCUAAAACUAAAAAUAAUUCAAAAUUUAACCCUAGAAGAUAUUGCUUUUCCAGCAUUGAGACAUUUAAAAAAAAUUAAAAAGUCUAAUUUUUUGGUCAGGGAGCUAUCUUAUGCGCAAUUUAAUAUGUAUUGGAACAUAGAAACGUUUGGGUGUUUCUUCUUUUUGCAAACUCAUGCUCAUGCUGAUCUAAUUACUCCAACCAGAACAAUAAAAAAAAAAAAUAAGUAAAGGGAAUUGAGGAAAAUUUUAGUGGGUUUCUUGCAACUAUUUUAACAUUGUGGUUAUUUACUCAAUGCCUUUAUCCUAUCUUCUGCCCAGUUGGUAGCAGUAACAUGUGUAGAUAACAUUUCAUGAUUUCAUGAAGUGUGUUCACAUUUUGGUUUGAGUAACAAAGGAGAAAGGACUCGAUCUCGCCCAAGUUCACUAAUUGUGGCAGUACAUUUGUCAUGUUGUGGGGUCUCAUUUACAGCAAGAAAGUAUCAUUUUAAAUACUGUUUGAAGUGGUGAGAAAAUAUUUUUGUUUAUUUUCAAAUUCAGAUUUAUUCCGAGGUGAUGCCAAACGUAAUCCGAUAAACAUAUAAUUGUGAAUGCUUGCCCAUGCCUAACACACUACAGAAUAGGAAAUGAUUUAUUUUGAAACUGUGAUCACAAACUUCUACUUUGUUAAAUUUCAUAUGUUAAGGGGUUUGUUUACAUUUAAUAGAAACACUUAAAAAUGUUUGCAUGUUUUGACCCUUUUUUUAAUAUAUAUAUAUAAAGAAUGUUUUCAAUGUUAAUGGCAAAAAAUGUUAGAAAUUUGAACAAAAAAUCCUUGUAAUGUUUAUUUACUGUUUGUGCCUGUGGCCACUGCGAUAGGUGACUCCAAGGACAGCCCGAACUGAUGAAGGUACAGUGUAUAGCUAUUGUAAUAAAAGUUUUGCAAACAGAGCUUCUUGGGGUUUUUGGGUUAUAUUUUAGAAUUGCAGAAUUUCUGGUCGGAAAAUUUGAAGAAGGAAAAAAUAUUGCAGGGUUGCCACUGGAGUCUGUUAACAAUCAAUAGUGUGAUUUUGUUCAUAAUUUUUGUUAGCUGUACAAAAAGCAUUUUUUUUUAUGGCAGAUGUGGUUUUUAAGGAAAUUAUGACAACCCGAAAAUGUGAUAUCCUAGCUGUGUGAAAUUUGCAAUGUGAUGUAAUGAGUGGGCUGUACUAUGUGAAACUGAGUUAUAAAUGUUGGGAGAGGUUAGUGUGUAGUUUAUACAGUGAACGAGCUUAAUUUUGAUGUUUCAAAGCUGUUUAAAACCUUCUUAUUAGACACAAAUAUUGCACAAUUUGUGCAUUUAUGCAUUUUUAUGGUCCCCAUUUUUGUAUAUAGCCUUCGGAAAAUUUUUAUGAUCCAUUUCUUUUGGUUUUCUGCCUGUCUCCCUUGCAAGACUGUAAUGAUGCCAAGUAAAAAUAAAUGCUUUGUAGGAAAAAAAUUCUGUUUUGUAUAUCCUGUAGUUAACAUUUCAGUAUGUAUUUCCUUUCCUCUGUAGGUUAUGCUUAUUUGUAUUUUGCAAUAUUUUUUUCCUGUUUGCUUCUAAAUUUUGAAUUAUUUAUUUUUGUUAUUUUGUAUGUUGUAACCAAGCAUAGAGGUGGGUUGUUACAGCAAUUUUCGGUAUCUGUUCCAACCAGUUACUGAUACAGUAAUGUACUGGUUACAAGUAGCUGAUCUGUAUCAGCUACAGCAGUAGCGGUCCCAAGAAGCUACAAGGUAUCAGCAUUCUCGUUACAGGUUACACAUCCUCCGUGCCGUCAUCACCUGCGUAAAAAGGUAUCAGUUUUCUCUUUCCACGCCUUUCGUAAUCUGCAGCGCCCCCCCCCCCCCCCCCUCCCGCCUUCCUCCCUUGUCAUACUUCAUUCCCCCCUUUCCGACGUUAGAGUAUUUCUCACUCCCAACUUCCCCUCCCUGUUCUUACUUCUCUCCAAUAGUAAAAAAAAAAAGCUCCGUGUGCGCAGACCGUACGACCGUAAGGAAAAUCUGAUACAUUAUUUAUCACGCCAGGUAAUUCUCUACCUCUGUUAUGCUCAUGCCCGCCUGAUAGUUAAAUCCAUAUUUCCUAUUAUUUCCGACACUUCUUUACAAGUCACAAAAAUAUAGACAGAAAAAAAGUGUUAUCAUAAUUUACACACUUUACUUCUCAUUUCAUUACAAAUACAGAAAAAAAUUAAAUUUGGCAUGUAAGGCCAAGCAUUAAUUUUGUUAAAUAACUAUAAAAAAUAUAUUUCAGAUACCUUCUCGAAUAUCAUGUGCGCCUGGUAAGACAGUUAUAUCAGACGGCAUGAUAACAAGGCAAUACAGCCAGUAUCAAUCAGUUUAACAUUCACUGCAGUUUGUCCUGGCCGUGUAUUACCACGUACAUUGUUGCGGGCUGUCGUGCUUUGUAGUUAGUAUCUUUAUAGUGAAAUAAGGAAUGGAUAAGUGCAGGAAAAAGACUUCAUUUGUAUGGAAUUUUUUCACGGAAAAUAAUGAGUUUGCUAAGUGUAAUUUGUGUAAACAAAAACUGAGUUAUAAAUCAUCAUCGACUAAUCUGAAGAAACAUUUGAAACGUAAACAUCCAACUGUACAGUUACCUGAUCAGAAUCAAGAUAGUUUAACAUCACUUAUCACUGUCCAGAAGUAGGAGCGAUGAUCCAGACAUCGCAAAUACGACACCGUACCUCAGCCAAAAAAAGAUUCGGCCAGAUAUAGGAAUUCCUUCUACAAGCAGUUCGUCGGUUCCCAAACAAGCUGUGUUGGAAAGAACCAAUGUGCAUGACUGUAAAGUAAGUGAUUUUGUUGUAAGAAAACUUUCUGUUUCUGUUGAGAAGAAAAUUGAUGACCAACUGUUAAAUUUAUUUACUGUAGGUUUUCAACCGUUCUCAGUUGUUGAGGACGAAGGGUUUCGAGGAUUUCUUUAUACACUAAAUUCGUCGUAUACAUUGCCAAGUAGGAAAAUUAUAACAAACACAUUGUUACCAGCUGCUUAUGAAACUGUGUACAAUAGCAUUCAAGAAAUAUUAACAACCACUGAAAUUAGUUCUGUCACACUAACAACAGAUUGUUGGACUUCUGUUAAUACUGAAAGUUUCAUGGCAGUGACAUGUCAUUUCAUAGACUGCAAUUUCAGAUUGAUUUCUUUGGUGUUAAAUUGUUGUUCAUUUUCGGAGUACCACAGCAGUGCUCACUUAGUCAAGGAACUGAGUCAUGUAGCAAAAGAAUGGGGGUUAGAAAACAAAAUUUUACUCUGUGUUUCUGACAAUGCAGCGAACAUACAGAAAGCUAUAAAAGACGAAUUGAAAUGGAGGCAUUUCGGGUGUUAUGCACACACGAUCAACUUGAUAGCUAAAGAUGGGUUGCUUAAAUUGUGAGACCUUAUUUAGAAAACUAAGGCAAUCGUCCAGCAUUUCAAACUCAGUGCAACAUCAACAAAAAAAUUAAUGGAGCUUCAAACACACAUGGGCUAUCAACCCAAGAAACUGAUCAGUGAUGUGAUGGAAUUCCACAUUUUACAUGGUGGAAAGGUUCGUAGAACUAGAGAAUCCAAUACAUUCAGCACUCGCUCUUAUAAAUAGAUAUUCCAAUGCUCAGUACUGAAGAAUGGAAUUUAGCUGCGAAACUACAAGAUUUUCUCAAGCCACUAGAAGAGGUGACUAACAUAAUGAACGGGGAAAACUACAUCUCAGCAUCUUCAGUCAUUAUCCUAACCAAAGGCCUUGAAAGUACCUAUUUAUGCAGAGAUGAUGACAACAGAACUACCAACAGAAAUUCAAAGAGUAGUAUUUGUAAUCAGCGAAGGCAUUCGUACUCGUCUAGGAGAUUUAGAGAACAGUAACACACUGUUACUUGCUACCUUUCUUGACCCUAGGUACAAAAGUGUUGGGUUUUCUAACACUAACUCAGCAGAGAAAGCAAAGAAGAUGGUUAUAAAUCUGUUGGCAAACAAAUUACAAGAAUCUGAAUCUGAAACUCAUUUAGGUCUAGGAUCAAAAGAGAAACAAAUCUCAGGAACCCCAGAGAAAAUUUUCACUUUGGACUCAGUUCGAAAACAAGCAGCUGAAUUUAAACCUGCUGGUACUUAUCAGUCUAGAGCCAUUGUUGAAGUGCAGCGAUACAUUGAAGAACCAUUGUUGGAACGUCAUGAAGAUCCGUUAAAAUGGUGGAGUCGACACUCGUACAACUACCCACAUCUCAAGAGAGUAGUCCUAGAGAGGUUUGCUACAGUUGCUACCUCUGUUCCUUGUGAACGAUUGUUCUCAAAAACUGGAAUUAUUGUGUGAUCGACGUUCCUGAACAUCAAGCAAAUAAGUCAAGAAACUUGUUUUUCUAAAUGCCAAUAAGGAAUAUUGUAAAUAGUGACUGAACUUGACUUAUUGUGCCUGGCCGAUGUUCCCGAACAUCAAACGUGUAAGUUAAGAAAAUAAUGCAAUACUUAUUUGUUAAAUAGUGACUGAACUUGCAAAGUGUUUGUUUUUUUUAUCGAUAUUGGCACUGCUAUCUGCCUGAUGUAACUCAAAUGUCUAUUGAUACAGUAAGUAUGCUCACUAAUGUACCUCUCUGUUGUUUUUUUUUUUUUUUUUUUUUUAAUUUUUGAUAAAAUCGUAAUCUUUUAAUGUAUGAAAACACUAGUUACUAAUUGUUUUCGAAAAAUGAAAGUCCGUAUGUUGAUUACAUCUGUUAUUAGGGUCAACUGAGAAUUUAUUGCAUUUUCAUAGCUGUUUGGUGCACAAAUAUAAAUGUUAUAUCUUUUAUUAAUGUACUUUAUAAUAUUAAAAUUUCAUUAGUUUUAUUAUUGAACGAGACGGUGUUUAAGCUUUGCUCCCUAGAUUGUAGAUCCACAUAUCUAUCACCUAAGGAUGAUGGAUCUAGAACCAGUGUCCUUGGUCUUGUAUCGCUAUUAGCGUACUAACUAGUCUUUAGUCUUCGGAAGAAGCACGCACUGUGCACUUUGAUGUGGGACAAUAAACAAAAGACUCGUAACAAUUUCGCUCUGCGCCUCUCCUUCAGCGCCUUCCCCUGCGCUUCCACCCCUACAUUCUUUCCCUUCUUUAUCCCUUAUUCGUCGUGCCCCUCCCUCCCCUUUCACAAGCUCCGCCCAAUUGACUGUCAUCUGCGAUAGGGUUCAGUGCACAUUGGCCAUGGUGUUGUUCCAGGCAAAUUCUAAACUGAUACUAAAGUACUUGAUAUUUGAAUAGUGUACUUGUUUGCAGUUCCAGAUACAGGCAUGUGUCAGUUACAAAGUAGCAGAUUGAUACUCUGCAACCCACCUCUAGCUUGAAUACUUGAGUUCAUGUGCAUUUUUUUUUUAAUGCAAUAGAAUUUUUCCAUCUUCGGUUAAAAUAUAUAUACGUGCUUGAAUUGUGUGUUCAUUUUGAAGUUAUACUUCUAAUGCGACUUCCACAAGGUUGCGUUAAACAUUUAACGCUACCAUGGAGAAUUAUUUGCAUGCAAUUAAAAACUAUUUUUUAAGGAUGCCAAAGAAGUAUAACUUCUCUCGUGCGUACCUAAGUACACGCACCCAUUUUUUAUUUUGUACAUAUACCUACUUAGUUACUGGUCACUUAACCACAUACUCAUUGUAAUGUAUUGAUAUGUAAAUGCAUUUGGGUCUUAAUGCUAGUUAGUCAGAGCUUCGCAGUAAUGAAAUGUUUCUGUAAAUUAGAAAAAGUAUGAUUUUGUUAGCAAGUGUAGCAAAAUGCUUGAAGUAUUCUCAUUUAUAUGUCGUCUGCAUUUUCAAUUGUAAUCCUGUUUUUUAAAAAAAACUAUUUGUGUUUGUUUUGAAUUGGAUUUGUAUCUUAUACUUUCUGUUAAGGAAUUGAGGAUAUAUAUAAUGCUUAUUGUAAAAACUGGCAGCUUAAUACCUUCAUUAAAAGCCCUGAAGUUGGAUCAUAGUACAAUAAAUGUAUAAUGUUUCAUCUUUAAUGAUAUUAUACUUCAAUGUUCUCCAUCUCUCAAGAGUAACCCAGAGGAAGUUUUUUCUCAUGCAAAGUAUUCUUGAUGUUGGGGGGGCUGCGGUUACCUCAUUUUUAACUACACGUAAAUAGAAAAACAAUAAUAGUAAUUGCAAAUUCGGAUUCUGAUGCUGGAGUCACAUUAACAGGAUGUGGUUGUAAGUAAUUUUUUGACUAAGCAUCAGUCUUGCCAAUAAGACAAAAUUUUCUAUUUCUAUUGCAUCACUCAUUUUACUGAAAUAAGUCAGUUUUGUUUUCAAAAGAUGGUUAGACUGGUGCACUGAUACUACUAUUAUUACUCUUAUAUAUUUUUUAAUGUUAUGAUGAUAAAAUUUGUUUACUAAAUAUAUCUGUGAAAUCUUUGAAGUGCAUCCAAAUCAAUGUUGAAUAUAAAUUAAACCUGUUAAUUGAAGAAAAUCCAGUAAACAUUGAUGGCUGCCAUGGGUUUGGUGUGUGUGUAAUGACAAGAAACAUUGUAUAUAUGAUUCUUUGCAUUUGUUUGUCAAGUGAGUAAAAACAAAAUGUUCACGAUAAGGCUAUAUUUUUGCUGUCGCUUCGCACCCAUCAUGCUAUUGUGGUUUCAGCAUGAACUAGUAGUGCUGCUCUUUAUCUUGGUGCUUUUUUUCUCCAGGGUACAAAAUCCAACAAUUAUUUUUAGAGUUUUGUUUAUCAGGUUUUGUAUAAAUUGCAUAAUGUUUGCAUGUGUUAUAAGUAUCUUAUUUGUAGGUUAGGCUAAGAUGAGCCUUGUCUCCACCAAAGUUAGAAUGAAAACUGCAUCAGUGUAAGAAUUUGAAAUUAAUGUGGAAUUUGUAUCAUUCUAGCACGAUCAUGACAUUUUCUAGUGUGGCUUUGCUUAAUUUAGCAACAUUUUAAAAUUUUUCUUGUAUAUAAUUGCAACCAUAGCUUUUAGAUUUUUUAAUUAUCUUCAGCGAGCAAGAAUCUUAAACCUCUCAUAAUUGACUCUAAGUAUCAGAAAGCCUGUUCUGCCAUUAAAUGUACGUCAGAAAUAUCAAAAUUUGCUGUUGCUUGUUCCCAGUCUUUGUUGUGGGCUGCAUAUUGUUUGGUUGCUAAGCCAUGUUUUUAGUAGUACACAUGUAAGGUGUUACAACAUUGCUAGGGUUAUACUACUGUACUUUUCAAACAGUAUUGUGGACUGUUUUCUGAGACUGGAGUUUAAGAUUAUUGAAUGAACAGCUUUCAUUUGUUAAAUUUACUGUACAAGCCUUUUUUUUUAUUUUCAAAUGUUCUCUUGAUAACUGUGACGUAGUUAGUGUCAUACAGUUUGUCCAGAAAAUGACUGAACUGUUCAUAUUGUUUUACGGUGGCAACCCCUGUUCAUUUUCGAGUCAUGUUUUACGUGAAUACUGUUUUUUAAAACGUUAGUAUUUAAUUGAUAUUUAUGUAAGUAAUGUUUACUGAAAGACAAAAAUUUUGUUAUGAAAAUAAAACUCUUAUAAGUUUUAAA
Bacillus rossius redtenbacheri is the source of this 8369-nucleotide messenger RNA. It is a transcript of the gene eEF5, whose product is annotated as eukaryotic translation initiation factor 5A. The record is from RefSeq and is a predicted model, not a curated record. Gene Ontology annotation, biological process: translational elongation; positive regulation of translational elongation; positive regulation of translational termination. The transcript has 5 exons. The coding region runs from base 338 to 820 and encodes 160 amino acids. Gene Ontology annotation, molecular function: RNA binding; translation elongation factor activity; ribosome binding. NCBI's taxonomy places the organism in Eukaryota, Metazoa, Arthropoda, Insecta, Phasmatodea, Bacillidae.